CUUUUACCGUCUCGUUUCAAGCUUUGUGGUGAAGCAGACCUAGAACCAUUAUGAGUCUCUCUGCCAAAGAAAAGGCCAUCGUGACCGAUUUCUUCUCAAAGGCUUCUCCUCUGUCAGAUGAAAUAGGAAAUGAGGCUCUUUCUAGGAUGUUGACCGUCUACCCGCAGACCAAAUCCUACUUUUCCCACUGGAAUGACACAAGUCCUGGAUCUGCACCCGUCCGCAAGCAUGGCAAAACUGUUAUGGGUGGCCUAUACGAGGCAGUCAGCAAAAUCGACGACCUCAAAAGUGGUCUCAUCAACCUGAGCGAGCUCCACGCCUACAUGUUGAGAGUUGACCCCGUCAACUUCAAGAUAUUGUCUCACUGCAUUCUGGUUGCGUUUGGCAUGAUGUUUCCGGAUGAGUUCACUCCCCAGGUUCACGUUGCUGUUGACAAGUUUCUGGCCCUCGUCGCCCUCGUCCUUGCUGAAAAAUAUCGUUAAAUUGUACUCAUCCCAUGAUGUUGAAAAAUAAAACCAUGCAC
This is a messenger RNA of Xyrauchen texanus (razorback sucker), 523 nucleotides long. RefSeq names its product hemoglobin subunit alpha-2-like. The coding region runs from base 51 to 482 and encodes 143 amino acids. NCBI's taxonomy places the organism in Eukaryota, Metazoa, Chordata, Actinopteri, Cypriniformes, Catostomidae. The record is from RefSeq and is a predicted model, not a curated record. Gene Ontology annotation, biological process: hydrogen peroxide catabolic process; oxygen transport. Gene Ontology annotation, cellular component: haptoglobin-hemoglobin complex; hemoglobin complex; blood microparticle. The transcript is spliced from 3 exons. Gene Ontology annotation, molecular function: organic acid binding; oxygen binding; haptoglobin binding.